ACAACUGAUCUGGCAGAGUUUCAGAAUCAAAUACCACAUGUAUGUGAUUUUGGAGUUUUCAAAUUAAGGAGCACAAGUACAUUCAAUAUCAUCAACAAGGUCCUUGAUUUGGAAACAGAGUUGGUAUACAAUGUCGAUUGGUUUGGCAAAGAGAAAGAUGGUGACGGUUCUGAGCAUUGAUGGAGGUGGCGUUCGAGGCAUAAUUCCCAGCACCAUCCUCGGCUUUCUUGAAUCUAAGCUUCAGGAUCUGGAUGGAGCAAAUGCAAGAAUUGCAGACUAUUUUGACAUAAUCGCCGGAACUAGCACCGGUGGAUUGGUCACCACCAUGCUUACAGCUCCCAACAAGAACAGUAGACCCAUGUAUGAAGCCAAAGACAUCAACAACUUUUAUUUUGAACACUGUCCCCAGAUUUUCCCUCAGAAAAGACGAAAAAACUUCUUCACAUCAAUGACAGAUGCAAUGAAGCAGGGGCCAAAAUAUGAUGGGAAGCACCUGCGCUCAAUGACAAACGGGCUACUUGGUGACCUCACUCUCAAGCAGACCUUGACCAAUGUGGUCAUUCCAACUUUUGAUAUCAAACACCUUCAGCCUGUGGUUUUCACAACUAUAGAUGCAAAAGAAAAUCCAUUGAAGAAUGCAAAGCUUUCAGAUGUCUGCGUCAGUACCUCUGCAGCUCCAUCUUAUCUCCCUCCACACUACUUCGAAGUCAAGGAUGACCAAGGAAAUAUCCGCACAUAUGAUCUUGUUGAUGGUGGGGUUGCUGCAAAUAAUCCUACAAUGAUGGCCAUAAGUCACAUAAACAGAGAAAUGUUGAAGAACAACUCAGAGCCAAUGGAUGCCACUCGGUUGCAAGUGCUGUCAUUGGGCACCGGCUGUGCCAAGUUUGCAGAGAAGUACAGCGCAGUCGCGGCGUCAAAAUGGAGUUUGGUAAAUUGGAUGUUUGAUAAUGGGAGCACACCUUUGCUGGACAUCUUUGGGGAUGCAAGUUCUGAUAUGGUUGACUUUCAUGUCUCCACUCUCUUCCAGUCCCUCAAUGUCAAGGAGAACUACCUAAGAAUUCAGGAUGACACAUUGAGCGGUGACGCAUCAUCUGUGGAUAUAGCAACCGAGACGAAUCUGAAAAGCCUUGUGGAGAUCGGAAACGGUUUGCUGAAGAAGCCAGUGUCAAGGGUGAAUUUGGAUACAGGGAGAUAUGAGAAAUGCGAGGGAGAAGCCACCUAUGAAGAAGCACUAGUCCGAUUUGCCAUACAGCUCUCAAAGGGAAGGAAGCUCAGACAAACCAACUGA
This is a messenger RNA of Fragaria vesca subsp. vesca, 1288 nucleotides long. RefSeq names its product patatin group A-3-like. The transcript has 6 exons. Gene Ontology annotation, molecular function: glycerophospholipase activity; monoacylglycerol lipase activity. Gene Ontology annotation, biological process: lipid metabolic process. The record is from RefSeq and is a predicted model, not a curated record. The coding region runs from base 131 to 1288 and encodes 385 amino acids. NCBI's taxonomy places the organism in Eukaryota, Viridiplantae, Streptophyta, Magnoliopsida, Rosales, Rosaceae.